Messenger RNA from Pieris macdunnoughi, 678 nucleotides. The record is from the annotation of a GenBank genome assembly. NCBI's taxonomy places the organism in Eukaryota, Metazoa, Arthropoda, Insecta, Lepidoptera, Pieridae.
AUGACCAUGGAAAGGAGGAUAAAGUUAAAAACUUUAAACAGUCACAUUACUUGUAAGAUUUGCCGCGGAUACUUCAUCGAUGCUACUACGGUCACCGAGUGUCUUCAUACGUUUUGUAAAAGCUGCCUUGUGAAGCAUCUAGAGGAAAAUAAUACAUGUCCAACAUGCAACAUAGUGAUACACCAAUCACAUCCACUUCAGUACAUCAGUUUCGAUCGCACCAUGCAGGACAUUGUAUACAAACUAGUACCAGACCUACAGGAUAAUGAAAUUAAGAGAGAGCGAGACUUUUACCGUGCAAGAGGUUUACCAUGUCCUAAGGAUGCUGCUCUAGCUGCAGACAAACCUGGUGCAGGAGAUGAGCCAGAACAGCAAGAUAAUAGUGAUUGCCACAGGAAAGAUGAACAGGUGAAUGUAUGUUUGGAGUGCAUAUCAACAUCACUGAGAACACUAAAGCGUGGUUUUAUCAGAUGUUCAGCGCAGGCAACUAUCACACACCUUAAGAAAUUCAUAGCUAAGAAAAUACUAAACGGUAUUGAGAAAUAUAGAGAAAUUGACAUUUUAUGUAAUGACGAAUUACUAGGUAAGGACCACACAUUGAAAUUUGUUUACGUCACUAGGUGGAGGUUCCGAGAUCCACCACUUCGCUUACAGUAUAGGCCCAAAAUAGAUAUAUAG